This is a messenger RNA of Aricia agestis (brown argus), 1581 nucleotides long. RefSeq names its product kelch repeat and BTB domain-containing protein 12-like. Lineage: Eukaryota; Metazoa; Arthropoda; Insecta; Lepidoptera; Lycaenidae. The coding region runs from base 109 to 1431 and encodes 440 amino acids. Gene Ontology annotation, molecular function: protein binding. Gene Ontology annotation, cellular component: P-body; cytosol. The record is from RefSeq and is a predicted model, not a curated record. Gene Ontology annotation, biological process: neurogenesis. The transcript is spliced from 2 exons.
GUAUUGUUUGCAAACAACAAUAUUUUUAAAUAUUAUUACUCAGCAUAGUCUGCGAGCAGCUCAUUCAAAUUGAAAGAGUCAAAUACAGAAGUGUUAAUUAUAUUCAAGAUGGGCUUUACAAUGUACGACCAAAGAUGUAAUAACUUGUAUGAUCGCAUCAAACAACUCUUGGUAUCCUAUGAAUGGAGUGAUUGUUGCUUCAAAGUAUGUGACAAAAAGUUUAGAGCACACAAACUUAUUUUAGGAAUCAGUAGUCCAGUAUUUGAAGCAAUGUUUUACGGCCCUUUGUCUACUGAUGAUGACAUCACUAUAGUUGAUAUUGAACCUAAUAUCUUUCAACUCCUAUUGAAUUAUAUUUAUACUGACAAUGUUGAUAUUACCUCAAUAGAAGAAGCCUAUGAUCUGUUGUAUGUUUCAAGAAAAUACAUGCUAGAAAACCUAUCAGAUGCAUGCAAAAUGUAUAUACAGUCUAAUUUGAACAUAGAUAAUGUGGUUACUGUUUUAAAUUAUCCUGAUUAUAUCCAAGAUAAUGAGCUUGUAGCUUCAGCACUCAAAGUAGCAUGUCAGCAUGCAGAAUUUUUGCUCAAAGAAAAGAAAAAUAACAUUUCAGUCUCGUGCAUGCAAAAAAUUCUACAAAAUGAUGAGAUUAACAUUAGUGAAAAAGAUCUGAUAUUGUGCGUGUUUCAAUGGACCGUGUCAUACUGUGAACAAAAUAAUUUUCCAAAAGAUGUUGAUUCAAGAAGAGAUAUUUUAGUUGAAAAUAGUUUACUAGAAUUGUUGAGAUUUACAACUCUAUCAUUGACAGAUUUUAAUGAAAUACUGUCUGAUAAUUGCAAUCUGCUGUUACAAUCCGACAUUGAUGACAUCAAACAAAAUUUAUUUAAGAAGGAGGACUGUAUCUCAGAACAAUUAGAAACUAUAAAUAGAAAUCCUAUUAAAAUACAGUGGUGUCUUUGCCACCGUACACCUAUAAGGUCAGAGUCGCCUUUAAUAAUUGAAGUGCAAAAUAAUAUUGUCAAGUGCAGAGUGAGAUCCAGCAAAACUGUAUUUGUCAACUCAUUUAGUGUCCAGUCUAGAAUGGCCCCAGGAGUUAAUUAUUAUAAUAAUAGUGCUACCUACCCUGAAGAAUUCACCAUAACAAUUUUGUGUGAAGCAGACAACAGUAUUAUAAAGAAGAUAUAUUACAAGAAAGAUGUAGAAUAUGAUUCGACUAUUGAUAUCCAUUUCCCUGAACGAGUUUUAUUGAAAAAACUUGUAUGGUAUGAAAUCAGUUUCUUGUGGCCCAAAGUUAGCAGGUUCUAUACAUAUUCUUAUGCAGUGCAAAGCCGAGAUAGAUGCUAUAGCAAUGGAAAGAUUCAAUUUGACUUUGAAGACUUCUCAUCCAUUGUAGAUACUGGAAGUUUUUUGAGGUCAUUGCGGUAUUGUAUGUAAUGUUAAUAAUUUAUAAUAGAUAGUAGUUACGGGAUAAGAAUUCAGAAUGAAACUUAGGCCAAGCAUGAAGAAAUACCACAUUAGUGUUGCAUUGCAUGGCAACCAAGAAAUACUUAACGGGCUUUUUUUUAAGCCUUCUCAUAACUUAUA